Morone saxatilis (striped sea-bass) is the source of this 1433-nucleotide messenger RNA. It is a transcript of the gene tom1, whose product is annotated as target of myb1 membrane trafficking protein. Lineage: Eukaryota; Metazoa; Chordata; Actinopteri; Moronidae. Gene Ontology annotation, cellular component: membrane; endosome. Gene Ontology annotation, molecular function: phosphatidylinositol binding; clathrin binding; ubiquitin binding. Gene Ontology annotation, biological process: signal transduction. The record is from RefSeq and is a predicted model, not a curated record.
GCUCAACUAGUGCCCCACUUUGUUGUGCGAGCAGCAGCAGCGGUCUGCGGGCGUGAGCGGGGCUUGUCGCUGCAUACGGCCGUGCCCGGGGACGUCGGUGCUUUGCUGGGCCCUCGCCGCUCUCAACAUGGAGUUUUUAUUGGGGAAUCCGUUCAGCACGCCGUUGGGACAGCGGAUCGAAAGUGCCACCAGUUCCAGCCUGCCAUCAGAAGACUGGGCCCUCAAUAUGGAAAUCUGCGACAUGGUCAACAGCUCAGAGGAAGGACCCAAAGAAGCAGUCAGAGCGAUAAAGAAAAGGAUUGUGGGGAACAAGAACUUCAAGGAGGUUAUGCAUGCGCUCACUGUCCUGGAGACUUGUGUGAAGAACUGCGGCUACAGGUUUCACAUCCUGGUAACGACACGGGAUUUUGUAGAGGGGGUUCUGGUCCGGUCGAUAAUCCCGAGAAACAACCCUCCAUUAGUCCUGCAUGACCGAGUGCUUGGUAUUGUACAGGCGUGGGCUGAUGCAUUCCGUAGCUCACCCGACCUAACGGGUGUGGUGUCGGUGUACGAAGACCUGCGAAGGAAAGGACUUGAGUUCCCCAUGACAGAACUUGAUGGUUACUCACCCGUCCAAGCCCCACAAAAGACUUUGCCUGGGAACGGUCCUACUGUCACUACUCUGCCUGCUGUGCGCCUAUCUUCUAAACCUCCGCUCAUCCCACCCCAGACUUCAGAGCUAAAACUGGCCCUAGAAGGAACCAAUGCCUUCACUCCCAGCCAGAUUCAAAAGCUGAAGACAGAGCUGGGAGUGGUGCGAAGCAACCUGACUAUGAUGUCAGACAUGAUGAGUCAGCUGGAUCCUGUCACGGUAAAACAAGCAGACAUGGAGCUGCUGGAGCAGUUAUACACAGUAUGUAAGGACAUGCAAGAGAGGAUAGUGAAGAUCGUCCCCAGACUCAGUGAGGAGAAGCUUAUUGAAGAGUUGCUGGCAACCAACGAUGAGAUGAACACCGCCUUUACUCGUUACCAUAGGUUUGAAAGACGGUUAGCAAAUGGUCCAAACACAGCCCAAAAGAACCACACAUAUGUCAACCUAACGGAGCUCGAUUUGACAGCUGAGUCUUUUAGCCAGUCAAGGGUUGCAUCAGUUAGCAAUGACAACUCACUCAGUCAGUCGAAAGCUGACAGUUUGUCCAGUCAGAUGGCAAGACUAAGUACAAGUGAAUCAGAUGACGCAUUAUCGCAGAAAAUCAAUAUCCCAGCUCAGCAAAGACCAAGCGAGCGGAGUGACGUUGCGGUCGACGGCCUGGCUCAGGCUCAGGACAGCAGACUACUUAACACAGGAACGAUUCCUAUCAACCAGUCCACUGUAAUGGAUGAUAUUGAGAAAUGGCUAGCGUUGGAUGAUGAGUAUGAUGACUUUGAGGAUUCAGAUGGUGUUACCAGUGAAG